This is a messenger RNA of Nothobranchius furzeri (turquoise killifish), 2402 nucleotides long. RefSeq names its product complexin 4a (gene cplx4a). Gene Ontology annotation, cellular component: SNARE complex; terminal bouton. The record is from RefSeq and is a predicted model, not a curated record. Gene Ontology annotation, biological process: synaptic vesicle exocytosis; regulation of neurotransmitter secretion; neurotransmitter transport. Gene Ontology annotation, molecular function: syntaxin binding. Lineage: Eukaryota; Metazoa; Chordata; Actinopteri; Cyprinodontiformes; Nothobranchiidae.
GCUUGCUUCUGUUCUACUAGAAGAGUUGGAGAACAGAGACAUUAGGUUUCUGAUUCAGUCCUGGCUGAGCAAUGAUCCAGUCUAGAUCAGUGAAGUCCAACUCUGGUCCUACAGAGACCCUAACCAGCACAAAGCUGUUUUUACCUGAGGACCCCCUUGUCCAAGUCCAAGACAAGCCAGGGCCUCCCCGAACCCUAACUACUCACAAGUUAUUAAUUACAACCUUUAUCCAAGCACAGAGUUUUGAUUGUACUAUUGGGAGUGUUGCAAUAUCUAGGGACCUCCUUGGGGGGUCGCAGAACCCUGGUUGGGAACCAGUUUUAGAAGUUUCUUUGCGCCAUCACACCUGGUUUUAAUCAGUGGGUAAAUAAGGAUCUACUGAACAAGUAAUCUAACUUUAAUCAGGUGUGUUGAAGCAGGUAAACAAAACGGUGGUCUUGCAGCAGUAGCUCAGGAGGUAGAGCGGGUUGUCCAGUAAUCGGAGGGUUGGGAUCGCUCCCAGCAGAGAGUUCCACUGUUGUCCUUGGGCAAGACACUUGUCCCGCCUUGCCUGCUGAUGGUCGGAGGGACCGGUGGCACCAGUGUUUGGCAGGGCAGCUGUGGCUACAGUGUAGCUCAUAAUCACCAAUGGGUGAAUGACUGUUGUAAAGUGCCUUGGGGGAUUUAGGACUCUAGAAGGCACUAUAUCAAAUACAGAAUUCUCAGUCAUCACAACAUGACGGCCCCUGAGAGUAUGUGUGUUUGUUCAGAAAACAAAUGGAAACGAAACUGGAUGUUUUAUUGGGAAACGACAAUUGUGAAGUUGUGCAGGGCCUGCGUUUGUGUUGUAGCAGUUUUCUAUGUCUAGGACUCCAAAGUGCAUUACAGUAUUCAGGUAAACUAGGGGAUUGCAAACUAACAGCUGGUCAUCCUCUCCUGCAUUCAUAAGACUUUAUUUCUGCAGAUUAUUUACCUGAUAAACAAACACUUGCUAUGACUUGCACCAGAAAACCACCUCUAGUGUAACACUUGUCAGCUUUAGCACAUUUUAAAGAGUCUCCAUCUUGCUAGGGCUGAUAAUGUCAUGAAGAGAAGGUGGUGAGAUGAAAUCCGUCACCCUUCAGUCAGUCAUGCUCUCAUUAAACCGUAACACUCCAUGGAGGGAUGACUUAAUGACCAGUAAUCCUCCUGUCUCUCCACUCGGCUUGAUCUCAGCAGUGCAGUCUCCUCGUGGGCCAGCCUGUACCUCACUAACACAAUUAGGCUGCAGUGGGUGGAAGCAACGCCGCUUGUGUGUUGGUUAAAAGUGAGAAUAUGCAACCCCAAAAACCAGUUUCAUGAAUUUUGCUGCAAGUUUUGGCCAAAUGACCAAAGUCUGAUACUAAAACAAUCCAUCUAGAAAGGUCUGUGUGGUUUAAAAAUAGAGAGAAAACAGGCCAUCUGCUUCUUAGUAUAGUGAAGCAGGAGGAUUAAAUCCAGAUUAUGUGUGUGUGUGUUUGUGUGUGUUGUAUGCCAUCAGUGUGUCCUUGACUUCGUAGACAAGCAGGAGGUUAGCCACAGAUAGCUACCACUGGAUUUGAACGCUACGGGAAGACAAAGCCAAGCGAAAGGAGACCGAUAACGUUUUUGUUUAGACGGACAUCCUGGUCCUAGAAGAGUGAACGCUCGCUCAACUCAAGAUGGCUUUUCUGAUCAAGAGCAUGAUUGGGAACCCCCUAUCAGGAAUGGGUUUUGGUGGCGGAGGGGACAAAGAAGAGGAAGCCACCCCCUCAGAUCCUGCCAAAGCUGCAGGGAUGACACGAGAGGAGUAUGAAGAGUACCAGAAACAGCUGGUGGAGGAAAAGAUGGAGAGAGAUGCAGAUUUCUUACACAAGAAGGCUGAGAGGGCAACGCUCAGGGUGUGUCUCAGAGACAAAUACAGACUGCCGAAGAGUGAGCAGGAUGAGAACAUGAUAGAGAUGGCCGGGGAUGACGUGGACGUGCCUGAGGAGCUGCUCAAGAUGGUGGACGAGGACGCCACGGAGGAGGAGGGCAAGGACUCCUUAAUGGGCCAAAUUCAGAACUUACAGAACAUGGACAUGGACCAGCUGAAGGAAAAGGCCUCGGCCACGGUCACCGAGCUGAAGAGCAAAGCAGAGGAGAAAUGCUCCGUCAUGUGAAACUCAGAGAGGCGGUGGGUGUGUUUGAGUUACUCUACGAAUGAAAGUCUGUGAUUUCACUUUUUAUUUACUUUUAAAACAAACUCUACUUUAUGUUCCUUGUAAAAAAAUAUAAAAAUAAAUUUGAAUAACAAAAGUCAGGUCAGCAAGAUGUUAAAUUAGAACUUUGUAUUUGUUCAUUAAUGCAAUUUCAACUAAAAUCUGGAUGUCAUCCCACCAUUCCGUCCCACUGUUGUGUGGCAUAACGUUCACUGUAUCACAAAA